AUGAAUAAUGGCGAGGUUCGCGUCGCUGGGGAGGUCAAUCGUAUGAUUCAAAGCGAAGUAAGUGCGUUAUACUCACGUCUAGAACCUCUUCGUAUACAGAUUCGCUUUCCUUCGUUUGCACCUGUGAAUCUCCCUAUGGUCUUAGUAUUAGGGAAUCACUCGUCAGGGAAGAGCACAUUUAUCAAUCACAUGCUAAAGCAGAGCGUACAAAAGACUGGACGGGCACCGACUGAUUGUACCUUUACGGUACUUGCUGGUGGAGUAAGAGAGGAGAGAUUGGAUGGGGCAGCACUUAUGCGUCAUGCACAAUACGGAUUUGGAGACGUGGAGCGACUCUUUGGUCGAGAAUUCGUGUCUCAAGUGGAGCUUAAAGUAGUGGCUGGCAGUCAGUUACUGGAUGAAGGAGGACUUAUGAUUGUGGACUCACCUGGGAUGAUCGAUCCACCUGGAACAUCACUGGAUCGCACGGACGAGGACCGUGGCUAUGACUUUAAACGAGUGGUUCAGUGGUUUGCGGACCGAGCAGACGUGAUCCUCGUCAUGUUCGACCCGGAUAAACCUGGUACGACAUUUGAGACACUGGAUGUGCUGACCAAGUCAUUACAGGGAAUGAGUAGCAAGGUGCUGCUUAUUUUGAACAAGGUGGACGACUUUCAGACGGUCCACGAUUUUGCCAGAGCUUAUGGAGCUCUGUGCUGGAACUUGAGUAAGGUUAUUGGACGCAAGGACUUGCCAUUCAUUUACACAAUGUACGUGCCACAGGAUAAACGGAAAGCAGCGUCUGACGCUCAGAAGAAUAGCGAGAUGAUGUUUAACGUGCCCAAGAUGCUGGAGCAUGAGUUUGAUGGAAUACGCGGCGAAGUGAUUCGCGAAGUGGAACGAGCACCAGACCGUGCCACGGACAAUGUUUUGAAUUUGCUGAGGGCGACGGCGUUGAGGCUGAAGAUGCAUUUGACGCUGAUUGAAGCCUGCAAGAAGGAGUAUCUUGACCUGCGCACGUUCUGGAAGCGCGCACAGAUUGCAGGUGUCGUGGCAGGAGUAGGUUUCACAACGUUCUAUUUGAUCCGCACGGUGGGCUCGUCGGCCCCCUUAGAAGCGUUGUCAGUGGAUGAUUUGGCACCGACCGUGUCGCCAGCAGCUUCGUCGACGGCUGCAACCUCUGUAAAGACCUCCUCCCAGACGUGGGAAAGUAAUUGGUCCAAGCAAGUAGCGCGCUCGCAUUCACUGUUUAAGUUUAGCACGUUUUUCAAGAUUGUGCUGACAUCGUGCAUGUCAAACCUUGCGCUUUGGAAGGCGUCAGUACUGAACCUGGAGUUUAAAGGUAAAAGUGUUCUGCAAUGGCUUCCGCUUACGUUCCAGCGUGUUUACGGUCCCUUCCUGUGCAAGUCUGAUCGAGCACGCGACGAAAUCAUGACGCAGUGGAAUGCCGUGCGACCAGGUGUUGAGCUGGCUCUGUCGUCUACGGAGCUUGAGGCGUUUCCUACGAUCGAGACGAUGCACAAAACGUUUUUGGACGAUGUCUUGAAUCUGCAUGUCCCGCGGCUGAAUCGCUGUGUGCGCGACCGCACGGGAGAUGAUCAUGCCUAUCUUCGUUUCAAACAUCACAACAUGUCGGCGUCAAGCAAAGCUGACGCAAGCACAGCAUUGUCAACGGAGUCAAAGUAA
Peronospora farinosa is the source of this 1665-nucleotide messenger RNA. Lineage: Eukaryota; Oomycota; Peronosporomycetes; Peronosporales; Peronosporaceae. The record is from the annotation of a GenBank genome assembly.